AUGAUGUCUUGCUCUGUUUUUAAUCGUGGGUGGCGUGAUAAUAACGGUAUAUUGAACAAAGCAACGGUGGAACAUAAAAUAUUACCAGUCUUGAACGAAAGACUUGGAUGCCAAAAAACCCACAAGCAUUACUCAAGCAGAAUCAAGUUCUUGAAGGGUCAGUAUCAGUGCUAUGUGGAUCUUUUAAACAAUAGCUCAGGCUUUGGCUGGGAUCCUGUCAUGAAAAGAUUGGUGGCUUCUAACGAAGUAUGGAAUGAAUAUUUGAAGGGACACCCAAAUCACAAGUUCUUAAGAUAUGACUCCAGUGAACAAUUUGAUGAUCUGAAAAUCAUAUUUGAUUGUUCAACCGCUAAUGGUAGUUCUUCGAUUGGCUUGGGUGAUACAACAGAUGCUCGUACCUUUACGGUUAGUGACAGUCAAGAACAAGAGAACUUGAAUGCUGAGGACAUCAAUGAAGAUGUAUAUGGUCAGCAACCAUCACCAGAAUAUGCUGUCAAAAGGCGUGUCGAAAAACUUGUCUCGAGAAAACGAUCUCGACCUGACGCAUCUAGCAGUUCUGUUGAGAUAAAAAAUGAUCAAACUGAUGCUAUGGUAGUGAUGACCAGCAAGAUCCUUACAUGCAUACAACAGAGAGAAGAAAGGCAACAAAAAGAAGUUGAGAAAAGAGAAGCUGAAAAGAAGAAAAACAGUGUUUGGGAUGCUAUGAAAGAAGUUCCUAACUUGGCUCAGCAUAUCAAGUUUAAAGCGUCUGCAAAAGAAUCUUUACGGUGUUAUGGUGUUUACAAAAGUAAUAAUGUUUAUUAG
This is a messenger RNA of Eruca vesicaria subsp. sativa (arugula), 804 nucleotides long. NCBI's taxonomy places the organism in Eukaryota, Viridiplantae, Streptophyta, Magnoliopsida, Brassicales, Brassicaceae. The record is from the annotation of a GenBank genome assembly.